AUGGGUUACCUCUACUACCUCUUCCACCCUUACCAGCUUCGAUCGAUCAUCCAAUGGAAGGUCUGGCAUGAUCCCGUCCACCAGCGCAAUCCCAGCACAGAGUCCCCAGAGCUGAAAGAAUGCUUUCGUUACCUCGAUAUGACAAGUCGCAGUUUUGCGGCUGUCAUCCAAGAGCUUAACCACGAACUCCUCGUCCCAAUCACUCUCUUCUACCUCUGCCUCCGUGGCCUAGACACCAUCGAGGAUGACAUGACCAUCCCGCUGGAUAAGAAGAUUCCCCUCCUUCGAAACUUCCACAUCACCAUGGAACAAGAUGGUUGGCAAUUCCAUGAGAGUCAGGAGAAGGACAAGGAGCUGCUGGAGCACUUCGAUGUGGUCAUUACAGAGCUCAAGAAGAUCAAGGCCCCCUACUACCAGAUCAUCAAGGAAAUGACUCGCCAGAUGGGCAAUGGCAUGGCCGACUAUGCCCAAAACGAGGAGAUGAUCAAGAAUGGUGUGCAGACUAUUGAGGAGUACGAGCUGUACUGCCAUUACGUCGCUGGUCUCGUUGGUGAAGGCCUAACACGUCUGUUCGUUGAGUCAGAGCUGGCUAACCCCAAGCUUGCUGAGCGUCCUUCUCUUACCGAGUCGAUGGCCCAGUUCCUCCAGAAGACCAACAUCAUUCGAGAUAUCCAUGAAGAUUGGCAAGAUGGCCGAAGAUGGUAUCCCAAGGAGAUCUGGAGCCAGCACGUCGACAAGUGGGAGGACCUGUUUGACCCCAGCCAGCAAACAAAGGCCCUAGAGUGUGUCUCAGCGAUGGUUCUCGAUGCGCUGAAGCACAGUGAGGAGUGUCUGUUCUACAUGGCGGGCAUCAAGGACCAGAGUGUUUUCAACUUUGUCGCUAUUCCUCAAGGCAUGGCCAUUGCGACAUUGGAGCUUGUCUUCCGCAAUCCUGAGGUCCUCAAGAGAAACGUCAAGAUCACAAAGGGUGAUGCCUGCAAGAUCAUGUUCGAGUGCACACAAAACCUCUACACAGUAUGUGAGGUCUUCAAACGAUAUGCCCGACAAAUCGCCAAGAAGAACGACCCCCGCGACCCCAACUUCCUUGCCAUCAGUGCUCAAUGUGCAAAGAUCGAGCAAUUCAUCGAGACUCUCUUCCCCAAGCAGGACCCCAAGAAGCUCUCGGUGACCCAGACCCAGGUGCAAAACAAGGAGCCAACUAUGGACGGAGGCGAGACUCUUGUUCUCUUCGGUGUUGUGAUUGCAGCCCUGGUCUGCAUUUCUGGUCUUAUGAUUGGUACCGCUUGGAUCUUCGGAGCCAGAUUCGAUACUAUCUUCAGGGAAGCCAGUGUCUUCCUACCAGGUGGCGAGAAGGCUACCCCCAUCAUCACGGGUCACGAAGAAUUGUAA
Molecule: messenger RNA, 1389 nt
Organism: Fusarium subglutinans
Lineage: Eukaryota; Fungi; Ascomycota; Sordariomycetes; Hypocreales; Nectriaceae
Product: squalene synthase
Exons: 4
Coding region: 1-1389 (462 amino acids)
Biological process (GO): ergosterol biosynthetic process; farnesyl diphosphate metabolic process
Cellular component (GO): endoplasmic reticulum membrane
Molecular function (GO): squalene synthase [NAD(P)H] activity
Source: RefSeq, a predicted model, not a curated record